Molecule: messenger RNA, 1891 nt
Organism: Nomia melanderi (Alkali bee)
Lineage: Eukaryota; Metazoa; Arthropoda; Insecta; Hymenoptera; Halictidae
Gene: eIF5
Product: eukaryotic translation initiation factor 5
Biological process (GO): formation of cytoplasmic translation initiation complex; translational initiation
Cellular component (GO): cytosol
Molecular function (GO): eukaryotic initiation factor eIF2 binding; translation initiation factor activity; GDP-dissociation inhibitor activity
Source: RefSeq, a predicted model, not a curated record
UAACAGGAAGGUACAGACGGGAAGAGAAGCAGUCACCAUGGGGAGCGUGAACGUGAAUCGCAACGUCAGCGAUGCGUUUUAUCGCUACAAGAUGCCGCGGAUCCAGGCGAAGGUCGAGGGCAAGGGUAACGGCAUCAAGACCGUCAUUGUGAACAUGGUCGACGUGGCGAAAGCCAUUGGCAGACCUGCCACCUAUCCUACAAAGUACUUCGGCUGUGAGCUUGGAGCACAGACCCAGUUUGAUUUCAAAAAUGAACGAUUCAUUGUAAACGGUUCACACGACGCCAUUAAAUUACAAGAUCUGCUGGACGGUUUCAUUCGGAAAUAUGUACUCUGCCCGGCCUGCGAUAAUCCUGAGACCGAGCUAGUCGUAAGCGCGAAGAAAUCGACUAUCUCGCAGGGAUGCAAAGCGUGUGGCUAUCACGGAUUAUUGGAAAGCAACCAUAAACUGAAUACCUAUAUAUUGAAAAAUCCACCGAGUCUGAAUCCAGCAGUCCAGGGCAGCUCAUUGACGGAGGGGAAACGAGGUAAACGUUCGAAACGAGCGAACGGUGACACCACUACUACCACCACUACUGCCACCGCAAACGGUGACCGAUCUGGUUCUCCGGAAAACGAGACUAGCGCCAAAGACAUCGUGGUUGAGGUUCCCGAGAAAAUUCCCGACGAGGAAGGAGACGAUGUUAAUUGGGCGGUUGACGUCUCGGAAGAGGCGGUCAGAGCUCGUCUGCAGGACCUGACAGAUGGAGCGAAGGGAAUGACCAUCAGCGAUGACCUCGAUAAGACUGAAAAAGAGAGGAUGGACAUGUUUUAUAAGCUAGUUAAAUGUCGUCGGGAUGCUGGCCAACUGGACAACCAUAAGGAGCUCGUCGCUGAGGCUGAACGGUUAGAGAUCAAGAUGAAAGCGCCGUUGAUCUUGGCUGAGUUACUCUUCGAUCAAAACAUUGCUGCUCAAGCCAAAAAGUACCGAGUACUGCUGCUUCGUUUUACCCAUGAUGAUACUAAGGCACAGAAGUAUUUAAUUAGAGGAAUCGAGCAAGUGAUAGCUUUGCACAAGGAUACCUUGAUGUCUAAAGUACCCGGCAUAUUGAAGCUAUUUUAUGAUGCGGAUAUUCUGGAGGAAAAAGCUUUAUUCGAGUGGUCGAGUAAAGUCACUAAAAAAUAUGUAUCAAAAGAUUUGUCUCAAGAAAUUCACGAUAAAGCCGCGCCGUUCAUGACUUGGUUAAAAGAAGCAGAAGAAGAGGAUUCAGAGUCGGAGGAAGAAGACGAUGACUUAGAAAUUGAAUACGAUGACAGAGCUAAACAGUCGUUAAAACCACAACAAUCACCGACUGUGCAGAAGCCUGCUGCAGUUAAUGCAGACUCGAAUGACGAAGAUGAUUUUGAUAUUGAUGCCAUUUAAAGAUGAAAAGAUGCUCAGUAGUCGGACAAUAUUAUAGAAAGAAAAAGAUGGAAAAAUGCGUCCGAUAAACAAUGAUUAAGAAUCGUUUCUCAGAUGAUACAAAGAGUCGCAAUGCAAUCUCUUAUUAUACAUAGUAUUUUGUUAUUUUAGGCCAAGAAGUGAUUGUAAUGCCAUUACGAUUUAUGAAAAAUUUUAACUGUUUCCCGAGUUUAGCAAUAUUUAUCUGUACGAUAAAGAUACUUUUAAUUGUUUUUAAAUAAGGUAAUUACGAAUUACCUGACAUCAUUAUUCCUAAUUAUUAUUCAAAGGUUUUAAAACAAUCGAUGCUUCUAUACCUUGAUAAUGUGUCUCUUUUAGAAAAAGAAACAAAAACGAUAUUGAUAGUUCUCCACUGUUACUGGGAAGUUGGCCUGCUAAAAGCGUUCUCUAUUGUAUCUAUUUACUAUUCAAAUAAUAAUUAUUCAAAUAAAUAUGGUUUACUGCAAUUUA